UCUGUUGUUUACUUCUAUAAUUACACGGUGCGGCAGUGAAAUAUAUCGAUCAAUACUUUGUCGAGUAUGUAGACUGUGAGAUGGAAAUGACCAUACAUAUACCAGCGAAACGUAAAUUUACGAAUAGCUUGGUAAACUAUUCACAAAUAUAACGGGUAACAAACCAAGUAAUCACCGAUGGCAGCGAGCAAGACCAUUGACAAGCACUUGUUUACAGUUGUGUUCUUUUCGACCUUACUGUUGAAUGCUUUUAGAUUAAAUAAAUACGCACUGGAGCUGAGCUGACCUAGAAAGGUGUUUCAUUGGCAUGCAAAAUGGAUGACGAAGAAUUGGAAAAGCUGGCCAUGGAGGAAAUCCUGAAGGAGACCAAGCGUGGCGCGGAACGAGCAAAAGAACAUGGUGCUCUUGGAUGGCAAAAGUGUCCGCUGCCUGCAACAAAUAAAAGGUUCCUGAAAAAUAUGCUUGUUGGAACUCUUCGUAACCUUGAUGACCGAAAGCGGAGACACAAUGACUAUGAUCAUGAAUAUGACAAACAGAGAGAUCAAUGGAAGGCAAGACGUAGAGAUUCUGAUUACGACUAUGAUCGUGAGGAAAGAUCUGUGAGAAACCACAGAGACACUUCGGAAUAUCGCCGCAAGAAAAACCGACAUCGCUCACAUGGUGGCGAAACCAAAGAACACAAGAAGAAUAAACAUCAUGGUAAACACAAGAAAGAUGGAAGUAAAAAGGAUAAACACAGAAGCAAGAAAAAGUCAUCGAAAAAACAUAAGAAAAAAGAUGUAGAUAAAGCAAAGUCUUGAUUUGUAAUAUUUAUGCAUUCAGUUUUUAGUAGGAUUUUUAUCAAUUUUGUUAACAAGCUAUAUUUUCUGUUUUAUAUUUGUGUUCCAACAAUGUGUCAAACUGUAGAUUCAUUCAAUUCAAAUGAACGCUCAUGUGUGUUGAAAACAUGAAGAGAUGGACCUACUUACGCCAGACGAGAAAGUACGGCUUAUUAACAUAAUUAUACGGACAUUAUUUUCUAACUGAAAAAUCAAGUUUGAAAAUAUUACUGUGGCAAUAACUGAUUGCAUACUCAUUUAAGAAAUGGCAUAGAUAUAUUUUGUUCAUGAAAGGUUGAAGGAUAAAAUGGGGCUGUCACAGAAAAUAUGACCUUGACCAGGGGAAGGUCAGGACAUAUAGAUGUUUGGUCAAAGUCAUCAUAAAAUGGACACUUUAUAUUAAAGUGAGUCUUGAAUCUAGUGCAUCAAAUACCUGUGACCAAUCCACCUCUUUAGUUAAUGUCAGUUAGGUCCGUUAUUCAUAGCUUUGAGUCCUCUCAUUUGAAUGCUAGUGAAAAUCUAGAGGGAUUUGUUGUUUUGUUCCAAAAUUUAUUUACUUUACUUUAACUGCUUAUCCAAAAUGAGCUCCAAACUAGUUGGACUUAUUCAAAAUUGUCUCCUGCAUAUGUGUAGGGUUUACUUACGGUGGUGUAGCCUAGUGGUUAAAUUGUUCGCUCAUCACGCCAAAGACUCGGGUUCAAUUCCCCAAAUGGGUACAACGUGUGAAUCCCAUUUCUGGUGUCCCCGCCUUGAUAUUGUUUGAAUAUUUCUAAAAGUGGAGUAAAACUAAACUCAUUCGCUGUAGGACUUACUUUUUACCUGAGAGCAGUUUGCCCAAUUUCUCGUGGCUUUUUUCAAUUACCAGUAUGCAAUGUGAACAGGUGUCAGUGUCAUCAAUAUGAUCAAUAUUGACUGAUAAUGAAGUACUUAAGACAACUUAAGUGUUAUGAGCACACAUCUACAUUGAGGCAACAGUUUCAUAUGAGAUAUAGAGAUUAUCAGCCUAGUGUGUUUCAUUAUCAUUUUUAAUGUCACAUUUUAGGAAUACGGAUUGUAUUUUCCUUAGGGCUGACUGUCAAUCUACUUAAUAUCAAUCAUUUUUGAUAACUAGAGACAAGAAGUAACUUUGAGAGAAAAUGGCAAAAAGGUCCAAAAGAAAUCAGGACAUUUCACAUCACCGGUGAAUGGGGACAUGCUUUAUGCAGAGGUCACAAACAAAAGACAGCAAUAUGAACAUAGUUUAGAAGCAACCCAUGAAUAAAAAUGUGACUUUGU
Messenger RNA from Haliotis rubra (blacklip abalone), 2093 nucleotides. RefSeq names its product protein POLR1D-like. The record is from RefSeq and is a predicted model, not a curated record. Lineage: Eukaryota; Metazoa; Mollusca; Gastropoda; Lepetellida; Haliotidae. The transcript has 3 exons. Bases 315 to 800 code for a protein of 161 amino acids.